AUGUCUUCCGAAGCACUUGUUGAAGAGUUUGAAGUAGGUUUCCACCCAGAGAACGAGAGGCAGAUCACCCAUUUAUCCCAGGUUCUCGAAGCUAUAUACCCCUCGGAACUCCAGAAAAUUUCGGAAACUUGUAUCCAGCUCGAGGUCGAGCCCGAAGACUAUGAUGAAGCGGAUGGAGAUGAAAGAAUCAAAGUGACUUUGGAAGUACAAUACCCUCCUCAAUAUCCCGACAUCCUACCGGAGUUGUCCAUAGAACCGAUCGAUGGUGAAUCAGAAAUUAGCGACUCGGAAAUACUGGAACUACUGGAGGAUCUUCGUUCUGUGGGAGAAGAAAACCUCGGAAUCGCUAUGACGUUUACACUAGUAUCUCGUCUCAGAGAGCAGUUAUCUGCACUUGUGAAGAAGAGAUAUGAGCGACGUCGAAGAGAAGAUAUGGAGAAGGAGCGACUUGCAAUCGAGGCGGAAGAGGCGCGGACGAGAGGAACACCCGUCACUGUCGAAUCUUUCAGGGCCUGGAAAGUCAAGUUCGAUCGGGAGAUGGUGGAGUUACAGAAGUUGCGCGAGGAAGAACGAUUGAAAGGCCUUAGUCCGAAAGAGAGAGACGAAUACAAACGUGUGGGAGGCCGUGCAUCCGGUCGACAGCUGUUCGAGAGGAAUAAAAACUUGGAAGACGACAACCUCAUGGAAGAGGGAACAGUAUCAGUCGAUGUCAGCCAAUAUGACCGGUCCGCCGCUCAUCAUGAAGAGGAAGACGACGAGGAAGAUGCACUGGCCUUCAGUGACAGUGAUUGAUUGGAAACGGUUGAGAUUCUGUUAACAUCGAUCACGACAAAAUGUAUUUCUACAGACCCUGUAUGUCCAUUCCGGCCCAAGAAGUGGCGUCUACG
This is a messenger RNA of Mycena citricolor, 887 nucleotides long. NCBI's taxonomy places the organism in Eukaryota, Fungi, Basidiomycota, Agaricomycetes, Agaricales, Mycenaceae. The record is from the annotation of a GenBank genome assembly.